This is a messenger RNA of Odocoileus virginianus texanus, 2292 nucleotides long. It is a transcript of the gene MAGEE2, whose product is annotated as MAGE family member E2. Gene Ontology annotation, biological process: negative regulation of transcription by RNA polymerase II. Lineage: Eukaryota; Metazoa; Chordata; Mammalia; Artiodactyla; Cervidae. Gene Ontology annotation, cellular component: nucleus. The record is from RefSeq and is a predicted model, not a curated record.
CCUAGCUCUGUGAGGUUUGCGGUCAUUGCUGGCUGGUGUUUGUGUAGGAAGACAGCUCCUCUCACCAGCUGUCACUUCUGACCCGCCCAGCUCCCGGGCCUCUGGCUUUGGCUUUGUGCUGAGGCGCCAACACAUCUACCAUCCUCUCUCUGACGGAUCGCAGACCUCCCCGUUCCUGUCUCCUGGAACCAUGUCUCUGGUAAGCAAGAAUGCGUGCCACCGCAGCGCAGAGACCACUGCAGAUUACAGCGACUUCCAAGGUGAGAUGCAGGCUACUGAUGUCUCUGGGCUCCCCGCCUCCAUGAUAGUUCCUGAUGCCCCCCAGGGCCCUCAGGCGCCGGUCGACCCUCAGGUUGCCAGCGCUUCCCAGGCUGCGCAGGACCCGAAAGACCUCGAUGUGCUGAUUGAUGAGCAGUCCCGACGUUUGGGGGCGCUCAGGGUGCACGAUCCUCUAGAAGACAGGUCGAUUGCUUUGGUGAAUUUCAUGCGCAUGAAAAGCCAAAUCGAGGGGUCUAUUCAGCAGACAGAGAUGCUGGAGUUCCUCAAAGAAUACUCAGAUCAAUUCCCUGAGAUCCUCAGACGAGCCUCAGCCCAUCUGGAUCGGGUCUUUGGGUUGAAUCUGAGGGUUCUUGAUCCCCAAGCUGACACCUACAACCUAAUCAGCAAACGGGGUCUCCAGACCAAUGAUCGGAUAGCAGAAUCCCUGGACAUGCCAAAGGCAGGUCUCCUGGCCUUGGUCCUAGGUCACAUUCUCCUAAAUGGUAACCGAGCAAGAGAGACCUCCAUUUGGGAUCUGUUGCUAAAGGUUGAUGUGUUAGGUGAGCCCCAGAGGAUCAACAUCCCCUUUGGGAACACAAGGAACCUCCUAACUACUGACUUUGUACGUAUGCGAUUCUUGGAGUACUGGCCAGUUUAUGGCACUAAUCCUCUCGAAUUUGAGUUCUUGUGGGGUUCUAGAGCCCACAAAGAAAUCACAAAGAUGGAAGCCCUGAAGUUUGUGGCAGAGGCCCAUGAUGAAGAACCCUGGAGCUGGCCAGAAGAAUAUAAUAAGGCCCUAGAAGCUGACAAGGCCAAAGAAAGAAGCCAGGCUGCUGGCUUAGAGUUCUGGUCAGAAGACAUUAUGAAUGAUAAGGCAAAUGAUUUGGUCCAGUUGGCCAUUAAUGUCACAGAGGAGUUGCUACCUAUACAUCAGGAUGAGCUAUUGGCUCACACUGGCAAAGAAUUUGAGGAUGUGUUUCCAAAUAUCCUCAGUCGAGCUACUCUAAUACUUGAUCUGUUCUAUGGGUUCUCUCUGAUUGAGGUUGAUACCAGUGAACACAUUUACCUCCUUGUCCAGCAACCAGAAUCAGAAGAAGAGCAAAUGAUGCUAGAGAGCCUGGGGAGACCCACUCAAGAAUAUGUGAUGCCAAUCCUGGGUUUGAUCUUCCUGAUGGGCAACCGUGUCAAAGAGGCCAAAGUCUGGAAUUUGCUUCGGAGAUUUGGUGUGGAUGUAGGGAGAAAGCAUGCCAUCACCUGCAAACUUAUGAGACAGCGCUACUUGGAAUGCAGGCCACUCUCCUAUUCUAAUCCAGUUGAAUAUGAGCUUCUAUGGGGUCCUCGAGCUCACCUUGAAACCACCAAAAUGAAAGCCCUGGAGUACAUGGCCAGGCUCUACAGAAAGCAACCACAGGACUGGCCAGAGCAAUAUAGGGAGGCUGCUGAAGAUGAGGAGGCCAGAGCCAGAUCUGAGGCAACUGCCAUGUUCUUCUUUGGCCCCAUGUGAAGUCUGAGGGAAGUGUGUCACUUCAGUUAGGUGGCAUCAAUUAAAGGGGCCUGGGGAAAUGGGUACUGGGGCCACAAAUCAGAAAUUGGGCAGGGUUGGGGUGAAAAGUACACUUUGUGCUUGCUGUUAGUGUUCCAUUUCUAAUAGUAUUCUCUUCCCUUUAAUUUACCCUGAAUUAGAUUCAUGAUCAGUGUUUAAAAAUAGAAUUGCUCAUUUGUCAUUCCUGUCUUGUUUCAUUAUAAAAGUUCAUAUGUCUGCAUAAAAUGUAUUGGUAAUAUUUACAUCUUUCUAUGAUGUGGAAGAAAAUAUAUAGCUUUUCUUUAACCAUUUGAAAUAAUGAAAUGGUCCCAUACAGGAAUUAAGUAACAACAGUGAUAAUAUACACACAAGAAAAACAAACACAAAAUCAUUGGUCUGUUGAUGUUCUCCCAUCGUGUCUACUGUUUUAUUUUUUAAAAAUUACUGGCAUUUACCUGUAUUUGCUUUGUGGUUCCAGAGUGUAGUGAAAAAUAAAAGUUUAAUGAAUUAAA